AUGUCUGCUGAAGAUGCAGGCCAGCAGCACGAGGCCUUGGCGCCUGCUGAUGUGCCGCUGUCUGUUGGGUUUUGGGAUGCAUUUGCCUCGGGCUCAAUGUGGACUGCACCCGUCCUCGCGGUGUUAACGUUUUCGCAAGUUGGAAGGGAUCACCUCUUGAUCCUUGCCACUGAUGGCAGCUCUCCACUUGACGGAUCAGAAAGCAAGGAGCACCUGAAAAGGUUUCGGGUGGCACUUUCUGAGCUAGCAAGCUUUAGUAGCAAUGACAGCAAUAGACCGCAGGCAGAAAAAGAGCAGCAGUGCCUGGAGAUCCAGUAUGGCCGCCUUUUGCUGAGACGCGAGACACUGCCGUGCGAGCCCAGAUCGCUUGUUAACCGACUGAUAUCUCUAACGGUUUAUUCUAAGUGCAUCAUCAAGGGCCGUCAGACACCCGUGGUGACGGGUAUUCAACUGCUACCAGGGCACUGGAUUCGGCCAAAUGCACCCCUUGUGAGUCACUCACUUUAUGCAACAGACAGCAGCAAUGACGGCACUGGUCAUUUCGAAUCAAAAGUAGCAGAGCAAUCGGGAGAUAGCCCAGCAGCACCGACAGCGGCGGAGGUGCCAGGAGGCGCACUACCUGCCAGAAAGCGCCGAAGGGCAGCGAGGGGAGAUGGAUCCAAAGAAAAAUCAACAAAUUGCUUGUCGCUUGUCUACGCCCACAGCCGGUCGGGCCCUGUAGCAAAGGCGCAACGGGGUGUUCGCACAGCCCUUUCUGAUCUGCACCUAUACUCUCAUCAGUGGGAGAUUCUUGCUCGCAUUUCGUACAAGAGUGAGGUGAAGAGCUUUGCAAAUGCCAAAGGAGAAAGUAGUCUCUUUACUGUUCACCUGAUCGACAAUCAGGCCACUGAAAUUCGUGCAACCUUCUUUGGCCGGGCAGUAGCUCUCUGGUAUUCCAAGCUGCAUGUUGGAGGGCUGUAUACUUUUAGCAAGGGCACUUUGCAAAGAGCCAAUAAACUGCAUAACCCUUUACCUCAUGAGGUGGAGAUCAAAUUCGAUGCAGCCGCACAAAUAGACGAAGCACCAGACGAUCCUCGUAUUCCUCACCAAAAGUUUGAGCGCGUCAGCCUCGCGGAUAUACAGCAGCGGCCAGCGGGGACGUUGGCUGACAUCCUUGCAUUUGUGGUGGAGGCCAAGGAGCCACAGACCAUCAUCUCUAGGACGAAGAAUGAAGAAUUGGUGCGGCGGGAGCUGACGCUGCUAGACUCUUCUGGAGCCUUUGUAUCUCUUUCUCUUUUCGGGACCCAGGCGAUGCCGCUACGUCAGGAAGUUCUCUCGAACUGUCCGCUAGUGGCUGCCAAGGGCGUCAGAGUCAAUGAAUACGGCGGCCGCGCCUGCUUAAGUUCCUCCGCACAAAUGAAAAUCCACUUCUUCCACGCAGCUGCAACCGCAUCAGAGGCAGCUGAUGCGCCGCAUGGGGGAGAGCAGUGCGGUGUUGACAAAAGUGAGGUUGUGAAAGCGGCUGCCGCGCUGCAGCUGGAGGAGCCGGGAACCACCAGAACCUUCCGAGUGGUAGCAAGCGUCUUCGAUCUCCGUGGCGACAAACUCGUGUGGCUGUGA
Messenger RNA from Cyclospora cayetanensis, 1599 nucleotides. Its product is annotated as replication protein A 70 kDa DNA-binding subunit. The record is from RefSeq and is a predicted model, not a curated record. NCBI's taxonomy places the organism in Eukaryota, Apicomplexa, Conoidasida, Eucoccidiorida, Eimeriidae. The transcript has 11 exons. The coding region runs from base 1 to 1599 and encodes 532 amino acids.